This is a messenger RNA of Nicotiana attenuata, 891 nucleotides long. RefSeq lists its product as uncharacterized. NCBI's taxonomy places the organism in Eukaryota, Viridiplantae, Streptophyta, Magnoliopsida, Solanales, Solanaceae. The annotation marks the transcript as partial. The transcript has 3 exons. The record is from RefSeq and is a predicted model, not a curated record.
AUGGAAUUCCUACCUGAAGCCCUUAACUCACAGUCCGUUGGAUUAAAUGCAAUGAAUCCAAUCCAGAUGCCUACAGGUGAAGCACUGUCUCAUCCCGGAUGGCGACAGGCAAUGAUUGACGAGAUGUCUACUUUACACACGAGUGGUACUUGGGAGCUUGUUCCUCUUCCUUCAGGUAAAUCGACUGUUGGUUGUCGUUGGUCUAGCUCAGGUAUUGUGAUCUCACAACGGAAGUAUGCCUUAGAUAUUCUUGAGGAGACAGGAAUGAUAGGUUGUAGACCUGUUGACACUCCGAUGGAUCCGAAUUCUAAACUUCUGCCAGGACAGGGGGAGCCUCUUAGAGAUCCUGCAAGAUAUAGGCGGUUGGUUGGUAAAUUAAAUUACCUCACAGUGACUAGACCUAACAUUUCCUUUCCUGUGAGUGUUGUGAGUCAGUUUAUGGAUUCUCCCUGUGAUAGUCAUUGGGAUGCAGUUGUCCGCAUUCUUCGGUAUAUAAAAUCAGCUCCAGGCAAAGGCUUAUUGUUUGAAGAUCGAGGCCAUGAGCAGAUCGUUGGAUACUCAGAUGCUGAUUGGGAAGAAUCACCUUCUGAUAGACGUUCUACGUCUGGAUAUUGUGUCUUAGUAGGAGGAAAUUUGGUGUAUUGGAAGAGCAUGAAACAGAAUGUGGUUGCUCGGUCUAGUGUAGAAGCAGAAUAUCGAGCAAUGGCUAUGGCCACAUGUGAGCUAAUUUGGAUCAAACAGUUGCUCAAGGAGUUAAAAUUUGGUGAGAUUAGUCAUAUGGGACUUGUGUGUGAUAAUCAAGCUGCUCUUCAUAUUGCGUCAAAUCCAGUGUUCCAUGAGAAAACUAAACACAUCGAGAUUGACUGUCACUUUUUUAGAGAAAAGAUACUC